AUGCCCGCUGACGAGGCGCAGGUGCCCAACCAGGCGGAGGUGUAUGAUCGCCUCAAGUGGAAUGGGUGGGGUGCCGAGGGUGUCCAGAUGCAGAUCGACGAAGACAACCCGUUCUGGGUGCGCCACGUGGAUGGAAAGCCCAUCAAAAACUUGCUCGAGUUCCUCUACCAGGAGGUCAGCGGCGGAGUAGGACCAAAGGAGAUCCCGCCGCUGUCGCCGGGCAUCCCGCUAGAGAAGGCACUUGCAAAGCUCAACAAACCGAACAUCAACGAGUCCUUCAUGAAGGACAUCACCGCGGUGCUGGAGAGGAGUCAAGUUCGCCAUGACGGCAAGAGUCGUCUUUGCCACAUUGUGGGCAAAAACUACCGCGACCUGUGGCGUGUGCGCAAUGGCAUGGUCGAGCACGCUCCAGACUGCAUCUUGCUGCCGAACAACCACAAGGACUGCGUCGCGAUUAUGGGGCUGGCGCACAAGCACAACGUGGUCGUUAUUCCUUUCGGUGGCGGCACCAACGUGACGGGCGGGGUCGAGGCAAACCCCUUCGAGCGCGCCCGCAUGAUCGUCUCCGUGGACAUGCGCCGCAUGAACCGCAUGAUAUCGAUUGACCGCGAGUCGCGUCUGGCCACCUUUGAAACCGGUGUGCUUGGCCCCGACCUGGACGAACAGUUGUUCCGCCACGGGUUCAUGUUCGGCCACGAUCCCGACAGCUACAUCUACUCGACCCUCGGCGGAUGGAUUGGUGCACGUGGCAGCGGGGCCAUGUCGAACCAGUACGGCGACAUUGAGGACAUGGUGGUGGCUGUGAAGGUGGUAACGCCAACUGGCAUCAUCGAAACCCCGACCACAUCCCGCACGUGCGGCGUGGACCUGAACGGGCUCUUCAUUGGCUCCGAAGGCGCCUUCGGCAUCAUUACGGAGGCCACCAUCAAGCUGGAAACCAUCCCGGAGACGAAGCUAUACGAGGGGUACCUGUUCCCCACCUUCGAGGCUGGUUUCAGCGCCUUCUACACGUGCACCGCCAAAGGAAUUCAUCCGUGCACGAUGCGCCUGUACGACGAGGACGACUUUCGUAUGAGUAUGGCGAUGAGCACCACCAAGCACAGCUUCCUCGAGCGCCUGGUGAGCGCGGGUGUCAAGUCGUUCCUUGAGAGGUACCGCGGCUGGAACCUGCGCCGCAUGAGCCUAGUGAUCGUCGGCUUUGAGGGAGCACCGGAUCGCGUUAAGUUCCAGCGCAGCGAGACGGCUGCAGUCUUCAAGCAGUGCGGUGGCGUCGGUAUCGGCCGCGGCGCGGGUGACACGUGGCAGGAUAAGAAGUACGACCUGCCGUACAUACGCGACUUCGCCCUGUCUCUCUCGCACUGGGCGGACGUCUUCGAGACGAGCGUUCUCUACUCGCAGGCGAUCCCGUGCUGGCGUGCAGUGAAGGCCGCUGUGCGGCAGGUGUUGAAGGAGCACGGGCUCCGCGGCUGGGUCGGCUGUCACACGGCCCACCAGUACAAGUACGGCUGCUGCCUCUACUUCACCUUCGCGAGUAUGCAAAGGGACGACAUGGACAUGAAGAUAUUCCUCGCCAUCAAGAAGCGCGCGACUGAGGCGAUGCUGGCGCACACCGGAAACCUCACCCACCACCACGGCAUCGGCUACGAGCACGUGUCGUGGGUGAGCCGCUACAUGGGGCCUAAUGCGCUGGACCUCCUCUUUGCUAUCAAGAAGAAAAUGGACCCGAAGAACAUCUGCAACCCUGGAAAGUUGCUGCCCUCGCCUCCGCGGGAGGACGAGAGCGCCGCGGCGCUGAAGGCACGCCAGGAGAGGGAGCUGAUGUUCGACAAGAUGGGUGUGCCAGGCGCCGUCGCGUCGCAUCUUUAA
Molecule: messenger RNA, 1866 nt
Organism: Leishmania mexicana MHOM/GT/2001/U1103
Lineage: Eukaryota; Euglenozoa; Kinetoplastea; Trypanosomatida; Trypanosomatidae
Product: alkyl dihydroxyacetonephosphate synthase
Exons: 1
Coding region: 1-1866 (621 amino acids)
Biological process (GO): lipid biosynthetic process
Molecular function (GO): alkylglycerone-phosphate synthase activity; FAD binding
Source: RefSeq, a predicted model, not a curated record